Puccinia triticina is the source of this 609-nucleotide messenger RNA. RefSeq lists its product as uncharacterized. Bases 1 to 609 code for a protein of 202 amino acids. The transcript has 2 exons. The record is from RefSeq and is a predicted model, not a curated record. Lineage: Eukaryota; Fungi; Basidiomycota; Pucciniomycetes; Pucciniales; Pucciniaceae.
AUGUCAUCCACAACAACCCGGCCAACCCGACCAGAAAACAUGACAAUCUGCUCCUCCUCCUCCUCCCAGCACAACCAAGAAGACCCAUCACCCCAGGACAUCAAACGGUUCCCCUGCCCUUCCCCAAAGACGCCCCGAUUCUCCGUUUUCUUCAGCACCAACCCAAUGCCCCAUUUCCCAUACAUAUUGGCGGGUCGCUGGCCAAGGUCGUCUACUUCACCCGUGCCGCCAACCACAAGGAAAACCCGCCCAAGUAAGCUGGCAGAGCAGAGCCUCCCCCAAAAGCUGAUCUCGACGGAGGAGAAACUGGGCACCCGGGAGCGGCCGGCUGGCAAGCAGUGCUCUCGCUCCCCUUCCCCCCAGUCCACCGGCCUCAAGCCACGCAACCUGCCCCACUCCUCCACCCAAUCCUCCGUCAGCCACCCCCACAGGAUCCUAAACCCCACUGUUGUCCGCGAAGAGCUCGAUAACAGCAGGGCCAGAUCAUUUGACCCGGCUCACCGCCAGCCCCCCAGCAGAUCCGCUCCACCAGGGCUCCUCUUCUCAGCUCACCAAUGGCAAACUCGCCUCGCUGACCAGAAUCAAGCUCGAAGACCCGUUCCGGAAUAA